UAAACUGUCAUCUCAUCAUCUGUCCCACCUGUUUUCAUUCUGUUCUUGGACCAGUGUGGUUGUUGUUUUAUUCCAGCUGAUCCCUGAUCACUUCCUCACUGCAGACUGAUCAUCUCAUACUGGACACUGCAACAUGGCAGGAAUCGGUGAAAUCGAUGAAGGAUUCUACUCCAGACAGCUGUAUGUUCUGGGUCACGAGGCGAUGCACCGGAUGUCCACAGCCAACGUCCUCAUAGCAGGCAUGCGAGGUCUCGGGGUGGAGAUAGCCAAAAAUGUGAUCCUGUCUGGAGUGAAGUCUGUCACCAUCCAGGAUCAAGGCCCCACUACGUGGACCGACCUGUCCUCCCAGUUUUUCCUGAAGGAGUCCCAUCUUGGUCUGAACCGAGCCACAUGCUCCCUACAGCAGCUGUCUGCCUUAAACCCACAUGUGUGUGUGUCGGCCCACACCGGACCACUGGAUGAAGACCUGCUAUUGCAAUUUCAGGUGGUGGUCCUCACUGACUCCUCUCUGGAUGAUCAGUUGCGUUUUGAUGAGCUCUGCCAUUCACAUGGGAUCAAGUUCAUUGUAGCAGACACCAGAGGACUCUGUGGCCAGUUGUUCUGUGACUUUGGGGAGGAGUUUGAGGUCUUGGACCAGGAUGGAGAGAAGCCGGCAUCAGCGAUGAUACAAAGUGUCUCUAAGGAGAAUCCUGGAGUGGUGUUCUGCACACCUGACCGGCAGCAUGGAUUUUCAGAUGGAUUCAAAGUUUUCUUCUCUGACAUGCAAGGCAUGACGGAGCUCAACAGAGUCGGGCCUGUGGAGAUCAAAGUCAUUGACCAGUACGCCUUCAGCAUUGGUGACACUUCAGCCUUUUCUAUGUAUGAACGGGGUGGAGUAGUGACCGAGGUUAAACAGCCCUGCAUGCUAAAGUUUAAACCACUGAGGGAGGCUCUGUUGGACCAGGAGCUGCUGAAAAUGAAUGAUUAUGGAAAAAUGGAGAAGCACAAGACCCUGCACUUGGCUUUCCAAGCCCUCCAUGGCUUUGUGAAGAAAGAGCAGCGUCUCCCUCGUCCUCGCUCUCAGUCAGAUGCAGAUACCCUGCUUGCCAUGGCGGGGGAGCUGAAUGCAGUCGCACAGCUGGAACACCUGGAUGAAGCUGUUGUGAGAAACCUGUCCUACACAGCCCAGGGCGACUUGGCUCCUAUCAAUGCUUUCAUCGGAGGCGUUGCAGCUCAAGAAGUUAUUAAAGCAUGUAGUGGGAAAUUUACGCCUCUUCAGCAGUGGCUAUAUUUUGAUGCACUGGAGUGCCUCCCUGAAGAGGAGGACCAACUGGCAGAGUGCUCCCUUCCUGCAAAAGGCACAAGGUACGAUGGACAGAUUGCCGUGUUUGGGCCGGCGUUCCAGGAGAAGCUUGAAAGGCAGAAAUAUUUCCUGGUUGGAGCCGGUGCCAUCGGAUGUGAGCUUCUUAAAAACUUUGCCCUAAUUGGGCUCGGAGCCGGAGAAGAAGGGCAGAUCACUGUGACCGACAUGGACUUCAUAGAAAGAUCCAACUUGAACCGGCAGUUCCUGUUCAGGUCUCAGGAUAUUGGGAAACCAAAAUCAGACGUUGCAGCCAAAGCGGUGCGAGAGAUGAACCCACGGAUGAAAAUCACAGCUCACCAGCAUCGUCUGGACCGUGACAGUGAAGGAGUGUAUGACUACAACUUCUUCAUGGGUCUCGAUGGAGUGGCUGCAGCCCUUGAUAAUGUGGAAGCCAGGGUCUAUCUCGAUGAACGCUGCGUUCAACACCAGAAACCACUGCUGGAGGGAGGAACUUUAGGAUGUCAGGGUCAUACUCUGGUGGUGGUGCCGCACCUGACAGAGUCUUAUGGCCCAGGCGGAUCAAGUUCUAAUGAUGCCAUCCCACUGUGCACGAUCAAGAACUUCCCUCACCGCAUUGAGCACACCCUGCAGUGGGCCAGAGACCAGUUUGAAGGACUGUUCAAACAAACACCUGAAAAUGUGAAUCUCUUCCUGGGAGAUGAUGGGUUUGUAAAGCGGACUCUUGGCCUUGGAGAUGCUCAGGCUCUGGAGACUCUUGGGGGUGUGUGGAGCAGCCUGGAGGACAUAAACGCUGGAGGACAACGUCCAACGAGCUGGGAAGACUGUGUGAGAUGGGCACGUUGCAAGUGGGAGACUCUCUAUAACAACGACAUCCACCAGCUUCUGCACUGUUUCCCUGCUGGAGAGAUGACUACUUCUGGUCUGCCCUUCUGGUCUGGAUCCAAGAGAUGCCCUCACCCACUGACCUUUGACCCCAACAAUACUACCCAUAUGGAGUAUGUGGUGGCAGCAGCUAAUCUGUACGGGCAGAUCUACGGGAUCGUCGGGACAAGAGACUGCGCUUCUAUCAAAAACAUCUUACAGCAAGUCAACGUACCACCUUUCACUCCCAAGUCCUCCGUGAAGAUUCAUGUCACUGACGAGGAGAUGGAGACAGAGAGAGAAGGGGACAGUGAUGACGCUGAAAAAGCCCGACUUGAGGAGUUGAAAGGGAAGCUGGCCUCGCCGUCUCUGAAAAGCUCAGCCAUGAUGUACCCCACCGACUUUGAGAAGGAUAACGACAGUAACUUCCACAUUGACUACAUUGUUGCUGCUUCCAACCUGAGGGCGGAGAACUAUGACAUCCCUGCAGCCGAUCGGCUCCAGAGUAAGCGCAUUGCUGGAAGGAUCAUCCCAGCCAUAGCUACCACCACCGCCGCAGUGGCAGGCCUGAUGUGCCUGGAGCUGUAUAAACUGGUGCAAGGUCACCAGAAGAUCAGCUCUUACCGCACCGGUUAUAUGUACCUGGCUGCCCCGCACAUUGUGUUGUCCCAGCCGAACCGGGCCCGGCACUUUGAGGUCGCAGGAAAGAAAUACACCCUGUGGGAUGACUUCCUUGUUGAGGGCAGACGCUGCGGUCAGCCGGAAAUGACCUUGGGAGAUCUGUUCCAGUAUAUCAAGGAUAAAUACAGCUUGACUAUCUGCGCUCUCUUCUAUGGAUCAGCUAUCUUAUACGUGGGGCAAGAAGAGAGGCUCCAGCUGAGUGUUUCUGACUUGGUGGGGAAGGUCACCAGGAAGGAUAUCCCUCCACACAAGAAGAUGCUGGAGUUGAUCCCCUCAUUUACUGAAGAUGAGGACUGUGAGACAGUCCCACCUAUCAGAUACCUGCUCAAGGGAUGCCACCAAAAAUAAGUUUCCACAAAGUGUCCGGUGAAAAGGUGUCACAUGGAACCGCUUCAAUAUGACGAAGCAAUUUAAGCACUGUGACAUCAUAUCAGCUAAAAACAUCCUCAUGUUGUUGCUUUAGCUGUUGUUUACAAAUAUUAAUAUCUGAGUGGUUUUUUUUUCAGCAUCUAUCUAUCUAUUCUUUUCAUGUCAUCAUUUUACUGACAUACUGUGAUCAUUCCUUUGGUCAUGUAAGGUGGAAGAUGACAGUGUUCAAUCUAUUGUCCUGUCACGUAGCCUUGUCCCCAAAAAAUACCACAAAAUGCACAAAUAUUGAUAUUCAUUUCCUCUUUUUUUAUUAUUUUACUGCAAAAGCGGAAACUUGGCAAACUUUAAUUUCCUUACUAUUAGUACCAGAAAUGUUACUGGGAAGUUCUGCUUGCUAACUUUUGGUUUUAAUUUACAUGUAAAAUGUGUCUUUUGAGAGGUCAGGCUAAGAGGUUGUGAAGAUGCUUGCCAAGGCAUAUGGAUUAGAUGAUCAGGGGCUGCUGGGGCAGUACUGGCCUGCUUUCAAGGUUUAAUUCAGGUCAGACUGAGCACGAUGCUGAAGGGGUGCAGUCAGUUGGCACAGUAAGUACGGUGCUGUGACGAUUCGGGGUGCUCUUGCCAUCUGAGCGCAGCUGACUUGCUUAAAUCCUGCUCCGAGCACACAAGAACCCCCCUCUCCUCCAAUAAGAAUCCCAGAUCUGGUCAAAGUGGAGAAGUUGGACUCAUCUGCAGAGUCUUCGUCUGUCCUCAGAUGGCUUAAGUGCACGUCCCGCACUUAACCACAACCUCACGAUGUGUUUCACUCCACACCCUCAUGUUAACAUUUACAAUGCUCUCUUCCAGUUGGCUUUAUUUAACUCUGAAAUGAUCAAGGCAACUACUCAUAGGGGGUUAUUUAUUCACUGUGUAAUUGGGCCUGUGAUUGAAGGAUGCUGUUUGUGAUUGAAAUACUUAUUCAUUAAAUAUGUCUUUGAGGAACCACGUUA
This is a messenger RNA of Sebastes umbrosus (honeycomb rockfish), 4200 nucleotides long. It is a transcript of the gene uba7, whose product is annotated as ubiquitin-like modifier activating enzyme 7. The coding region runs from base 134 to 3193 and encodes 1019 amino acids. Gene Ontology annotation, biological process: protein sumoylation. Gene Ontology annotation, molecular function: SUMO activating enzyme activity. Gene Ontology annotation, cellular component: SUMO activating enzyme complex; cytoplasm. The record is from RefSeq and is a predicted model, not a curated record. The transcript is spliced from 24 exons. Lineage: Eukaryota; Metazoa; Chordata; Actinopteri; Perciformes; Sebastidae.